Molecule: messenger RNA, 1881 nt
Organism: Tarenaya hassleriana
Lineage: Eukaryota; Viridiplantae; Streptophyta; Magnoliopsida; Brassicales; Cleomaceae
Product: floral homeotic protein APETALA 2-like
Exons: 10
Coding region: 276-1550 (424 amino acids)
Biological process (GO): regulation of DNA-templated transcription
Molecular function (GO): DNA-binding transcription factor activity; DNA binding
Source: RefSeq, a predicted model, not a curated record
AGAGAGAGAGAGUAGAAGUAAAUAGAAAGGAAAGGAUAAAAAUGAAUGCGUUCGUAGAAGCGAACUCUAUAAUCCAUUUGCAACUCGUCUCACAUCUCUCUCUCUCUCUCGCUCAAGCUCCCUGCUUUGCUUUUUUCUUUUCCUUUCUUUUCUUUUCUACCAACCAGGCUCUGGUUCUUCUUCUUGUUUAGCUUCUAACCUCGUGGAGAAUCAAACCAGAGAGGAUUCGAACCUCUGAAGCACAGAUCAAUCAAAAACCCUACAACCCCCAAAAAAUGUGGGAUCUUAAUGAUUCUCCUCAUCCAUCGCAAACCGCUGAUGAAUCCGACGGAUUCUGCUCGUCCUCGCCGGGCAAACGGGUCGGAUCCUUCUCCAAUUCCAGCUCCUCCGCCGUCGUCGUAGAAGACGGAUCCGACGAGGAAGACGCUAACCGGGUCAGAACGGAACCUCCCGGUAACCGGAUUUUCGGGUUCCACGUGGACGUCGCCGACCCGCCGGUGACCCGACAGUUCUUUCCGGAGGCGGAAGGGAGCGGAGGACCGGGUUUCCCGCGGGCGCACUGGUUCGGGGUGAAGUUCUGUCAGUCGGAUCUAACCGGUUCGGCUAAACCGGCCGAAAUGGCUCAGCCGCUGAAGAAGAGCCGUCGUGGGCCCCGGUCCAGGAGCUCUCAGUACCGGGGUGUCACCUUUUACCGGCGAACCGGGAGAUGGGAAUCUCAUAUUUGGGACUGUGGGAAACAGGUUUACCUAGGUGGAUUUGACACUGCUCAUGCAGCUGCUCGGGCAUACGAUAGAGCAGCUAUCAAGUUUCGCGGAGUAGAAGCUGAUAUAAACUUCAACAUCGAAGCUUACGAGGAUGACUUGAAGCAGAUGGGCAACCUAACGAAGGAGGAGUUCGUGCACGUACUCCGCCGACAAAGCACUGGCUUUCCUCGUGGAAGCUCCAAAUACAGAGGAGUCUCUUUGCACAAGUGUGGUCGUUGGGAGGCUCGAAUGGGCCAGUUCUUGGGCAAAAAGUACGUUUAUCUGGGCUUGUUCGACACCGAGAUUGAAGCUGCUAGGGCUUACGACAAAGCUGCGAUAAAGUGCAAUGGGAAAGAGGCCGUCACCAACUUUGAUCCAAGCAUCUACGACGAGGAGUUCAACGCCGAAACGUCGGGUAAUAAUGAAAAGGAUCACAACCUCGAUUUGAGUUUGGGAAGUUGUGCGAAUUCCAAGCAAAAGGGUCAAGAAUUGCGGCCUAAGAUGAGCAAGCAGCAAGAACAAUACAGAUUAGGUUACACCGGAAUGCUUAAUCUCAUUCCUCAAGCGGCAAAUCACCAAUUUCCGGGCAGCAGCAACACUGGCAGCGGCGGCGCCGGAGAAUUCUCGCGUUUUCCGGCGACGGCGAACGAUCACCGGUUUGAUCGGACGAACCAAGUGUAUGCAAAUGCUGCAGCAUCAUCAGGAUUCUCUCCUCACCAUCAUCAUCAUCAUCAUCAUCAGAUUUUUACUUCACAUCAAAAUUGGCAGCAGAGCAAUGGGUUCCAUUCCUCUCUCAUGAAACCUUGAUCUUCUUCUCUUUCUUUUUUUCUUUUGAUAUGUUAUAUAAUUUUUUUUUGGAAAUGAAGAGAAACCCUAAGCCUUGAUCACCCACAUAUCUAUCUACGGCAAUUAAUAUUUUUCGUAAAUGUAUUAAUUUCGGUCUUUUCCUCUUUUUUUUUUUUUGGUUGGUUUUUGCAAAACCCCUUUUAUUCAACCUUAUAUAUUUUCUCUAGAGAGAGGGAAUAUUUUUCUUGUGAUAAGCGGCGUUGAUUGGCUGGCGGCUGGGGAGACAAAUAUUAGAAGGACGAUAUUUUUAUUUUGUUUGUAGAUUUUGUUUAAAAUUAAUUGCUGUUAAUUA